AGAGGCCAAGAGGCUGUACUUAGAUUUCCCCCUUCCACCUCCCUCCCCUCUCGAUAAUUUUAUGGAUGUUGGUGCCCUGCACUGGGUCUUCCAUUCCUCCUCUCUCACUGCCAUCUUUCACUUCUCCCCCUCCUCCUUUCCUUUCUCCCAUAACCAGCAUCCCAUCCCCCACUUCCACCAUUCCCAGUACCCAUCCAUCUAAACCCUGACAAGAACUAUAAGAACAUCAACCCACCAAAUUUGAAGAAACAAGAAAGCAAAGAACGAAAAAAAAGGCAAUAGACCAAAUCGAGAAGUAGAAAGAAAAGGAGGCACAAAGCCCACCAAUUGUUUCAUUUUAAUGGAUCCCAUGCUUUCAUCCCCAGUCCACUUUCUCUCCCUCUCAUUCUUCCUCAUAUUUUUCCAUUCAAGCGAGAUGCUGGUGGAGUGCACCGCAUUCACAUUCGUGAACAAGUGCGGCUACACGGUGUGGCCGGGGAUCCUGUCGGGCUCCGGCAGCCCGGAGCUGGAGACGACCGGCUUCGAGCUGGCGACCGGCGAUUCCCGGUCGUUGCAGGCCCCGACCGGGUGGUCCGGCCGCUUCUGGGGCCGGACGGAGUGCAGCUUCGACGGCGCCGGCAAGGGGUCCUGCGCCACCGGCGACUGCGGGACCGGCGGGGUGGAGUGCAAGGGGAGCGGGGCGGCGCCGCCGGCGACGCUGGCGGAGUUCACCCUGGCGGGGCCGGCGUCGGCCAAGGACUUCUACGACGUGAGCCUGGUGGACGGGUACAACCUGCCGAUGGUGGUGGAUGUCCGAGGCGGCACCGGGGGGUGCGCGUCGACGGGAUGCGUGGUGGAUCUGAGCCGGCGGUGCCCAGCGGAGCUGAGGGUCGGGGAGGCGUGCCGCAGUGCGUGCGAGGCAUUCGGGAAGCCGGAGUUCUGCUGCAGCGGGGCGUACGCGAGCCCGGGGACCUGCCGGCCCUCGGUUUACUCCCAGAUGUUCAAGUCGGCGUGCCCCAAGUCCUACAGCUACGCCUUCGACGACGCCACCAGCACCUUCACCUGCUCCGGCGCCGACUAUACCGUCACCUUCUGCCCGGAUUCGGCACCCAGCCAAAACAGUCAGAAAUCCGCUAGAGAUUAUCCAACUCCGAGAACUGGAGGGGUGGUUUUGGAAGACGACUCUUGGCUUGCAAGUCUGGCCGCCGGGGCUGCUCCUAACACCAAAACGAGGGUUUCUUUCCUCCACCAAUCCUUGCUGAUCCUCUCCACCACGGCUUUCAUCCUAUUGUUGCUAUAGCAUUAAAAAUUCUUCCAGUCCUUUUCUUUUUGUACACUGCUUUCUCUCCCACUUCAGAGGACUGGUUAUAAAAAAAAAAAAGACACAGAAAGGAAUAGGUGGUCGCCUUCCAAGUUCCAAAGAGAAAAAGCCUUGUGGCGACCCAAGGCUGUUCUCAUCCUUCUCAAGGAAUGGAAGUUUGACUGAAGCCAAGUGAUGUAACCCAAUGGUUUUGUAUUGUAUUUUAUAGAUUUCAUUUGAAUGCUCGUUAAUUCAUAUGGUUGUUUUGAUGAUCACGGGGGGUGUUUGGGAUCUAGGAAUUAUGUGGGAUGGCUUUUUACUCUUUAAUUCCUUUUUUUUCUCUAAAGAGCGGAGGAAAAGAAUAGUUUUAUUAACUUCAGUGACUAGGAUGAUGAUGGUGGUGAGCUGGACCUCUCGUUACUUUGCUUCAGUGGGACGCUUUGGUGGCUGGAUGCAAUGAUCUCCCUUAUAGACUUCUGUAGCAGCUAAACUGCACUUUUCUUCCCCCCUAACUUUAUUUUUGCUUGCAAAAGGCCCGGAGCUAUGUAUAUGUUUUCCUUAUAGCGUCAAUUAUCUUUUUGAGCUACUAAUUGCAAAUCAAUUAGCAGAUUUAGUGAAAA
Molecule: messenger RNA, 1899 nt
Organism: Phoenix dactylifera (date palm)
Lineage: Eukaryota; Viridiplantae; Streptophyta; Magnoliopsida; Arecales; Arecaceae
Product: thaumatin-like protein 1
Source: RefSeq, a predicted model, not a curated record